CGGACGAUGUCUAAAAAUUGCACUUGCUUUUCCGACGAAAUGGCCUCGGUCAAUACGUUAUCAGAACUGUUAGAAAACUUAUCAAUCGAAGCGAAAGAACUAUAUCUUAGUUCAGAGGUGUCAAGGCUUGGAAAACCUCCGACUCCCCUGGAAUUUGUGAGGGACUGGGUGAGCCCUAAUGUUCCAGUUAUCAUCAAAAACGCGUUCAAUCAUUGGCCAGCGCUUAAAAAAUGGAAUUGUGAUUAUUUGAGACAGAAAAUUGGACACAAGACCGUAACUGUUGCGGUCACACCCAAUGGAUAUGCUGAUGCGGUAGUGGGAGAUAGGUUUGUCUUACCAGAAGAACGGGAGAUGGAAUUCUCCAAGUUUGUAGAUAUCCUUGAAGGAAAAUCUAAAGAAAGAGGGAUAUUUUAUGUGCAGAAACAAAAUUCCAACUUAACGAGCGAUUUUAAAGAAUUAUGCGAAGAAGCAGCAUGUGAUGUACCUUGGGCAACCCAAGCAUUUGGCAAAAAUCCUGAUGCAGUCAACUUUUGGAUGGGAGACAAAAGAGCAGUCACCUCGAUGCACAAAGAUCACUAUGAAAACUUGUAUUGCGUGAUUUCUGGUGCUAAAGUUUUCACAUUGUUACCACCAAGUGAUCUGCCUUUGGUUCCUUAUGAAUUAUAUUCACCAGCCAGAUAUAAAGUUAACAAUGAUGGAGUAUUUGAAAUUGUUGAUGAAGUUGAUGAGAACUUAACAAAAACAGCACCAAAACAAAAAGUGCCCUGGAUUGCUGUUGAUCCACUGAAUCCAGAUCUGAAUAAAUAUCCGAACUAUGCUAAAGCUAACCAUGUCGAUUGUGUAGUGAAUGCAGGGGAGAUGCUAUAUCUACCUUCCUUGUGGUUUCAUCAUGUUCAACAAUCUCAUGGGUGCAUUGCAAUCAAUUUUUGGUAUGAUAUGAACUAUGAUAUCAAGUACAACUACUACAAAUUUGUUGAGGCUGUGGCUGGCCUUGCCAACAAUCAUUCGUAAAUUUUUUUUUCUGCUGGGAAGCAACGGCUCACUUUUGACAACUCAUACAAAUUCAGAGGCCCUUCAUUGGAAAUUAUCCUAUCAUGAUAGGUGAACAUUUUUGUUGAUUCUGCUCCAGCACAAGUCUGUCAUCGGCAUCAGUGGGCUGAAAAACAGAUAGAGUUUGACUGAUUCUAGGUAUUCUUUGAAACUUGGAAAAUCUUGUUGAAAUCAAAGUCAGUGUUUUUUUACUUGUCUUAGAUGCAGACUUGUCGAAUGAUCAAGUUGUGACAGAACUGUUUCUCACUGUAAGAUAACCUCUCACAAAUUGGUUGUUUGAUUCAGGUCAACUCUUGCCAUCCCAUUAGUCCCACAGCUAAGCAUAUCGUGUAUAGCUACAGUGCAUGAUUUCUACAGGUAAUCAUGUCAAGUUUGCACACUUUUUAUUGCUUGCUCAUUUGUAUAUUUUUACAAGUUUAGAAGUAAAUUAUC
This is a messenger RNA of Pocillopora meandrina, 1482 nucleotides long. NCBI's taxonomy places the organism in Eukaryota, Metazoa, Cnidaria, Anthozoa, Scleractinia, Pocilloporidae. The record is from the annotation of a GenBank genome assembly.